AUGGCCGACGCUCGCCUGCUCGAGGAGCCCGAAAAGUUCGUUACGCGGCCGGAUAUCCUGAUCAUGGGCGACUUUAACGCGCCCUAUAUUGACUGGAGCUCGACCCAUGCAAAUAGCUCAGAACAGAACUUCGAUAGGAGUUUUCUGAACACGGCACUGAAGUUAUUUCUCACCCAGCACGUCAUGUUACCAACUAGAGUGCACGACGGCCAACAAGCCAACUGCCUUGAUCUUGUCCUUACGAAGUCACAGGACAGCAUUGAUGAGGUGUCAUGCCUACCCCCCUUAGGUAAAAGUAAUCACGUCGUUCUUCUAUGGGAUUACUCGCUUUUUUCCCUGCCCAAGAAACCCGUGAUAGUUAGAAGAACCCUUUGGCGCGGGGAUUUCGACCAAAUGAGGGCUGAAAUUUCACGCAUUUAGUGGGAGUCCAUAUUUGUUGGGAGCAGACUCAAAUAUUGGCAACGGUUCCGAGAAAUUCCGCACGAGCUGAUCGUAAACCAAUGCCGGCUUUCACGGAAGAGGUUAACUAACAAACCUCGAUGGCUUACGCAAGCCUUGAAGAAUGAAGUAAAUAAAAACCGACGGCUGUGGAAAAAAGCGCUUUCUGACAGGAGCCCCACAUAUAUAUGCGCAUACAAAAUUCAAAGAAAUCGAGUUAAGGGCUUUAUCCUCAAAACUAGAAGGGAAUUCGAACGGGAUCUGCUUAACCGUGCCGCGGAGAAACCUAAAUUAUUCUACGGCUACAUUAGGCAGUGCACGCGGAACAAGAACCCAAUACCCCUGCUAAGGACUGCUGAAAGCGAACAUCUCACUGACGACAGGGCGAAAGCUGAUUAUCUUUCAGAAUUUUUUCGGUCUGUUUUCAGCAGCGAAACAGGAUUCAACCCUUUGGCCCUUCAAUCCUUCGAAGACACCCCAAUUAUAGAGACCGUCCAGUUCAUCGAGGGCAUGGUUCUGACGGAGUUGCUGAGGCUAAAUAAAUCCAAAUCAGCAGGUCCUGAUGAGAUUCCGGCGAAGAUUUUGAAGGAACUCGCCGGCGAGUUGUCUAAACCACUCUCCAUGCUUUUUCAUACAUCCUUUGAUACCGGAUAUCCGCCACCCGACUAGAAGUCGGCGUGGAUUACGCCGCUGUACAGUGGCUGAAGUCGGGUCUCUGCGAACAAUUACAGACAUGCCAGCCUCACCUUCAUUUGCUGUAAGAUUAUGGAGAAGAUAAUAAAGCAACAAUUAAUGCAGUUCCUUGAGCAAAGCCAUUUGCUUUCCGAUUCUCAGCAUGGAUAUCGCAAAAGCUGAUUCUGUGUGACAAACCUGUUCUACUGUCUGGAACACUGGACUAGGGCUGUUGAUAGAGGAGAUAUGGUGCAUGUCAUCUAUAUCGACUUUAAAAAGGCCUUUGAUAGUGUGCCUCACCACCGCCUUUUAUACAAACUUAGCCGUGCAGGAGUGCGAGGUAAGCUUCUGAUGUGGGUUCGGAACUUUUUAUUCGGCCGCUCUCAAGCCGUCCACGUCAGUGACCAACAAUCCGCCGAGGAUGCCGUUAAUAGUGGUGUUCCUCAAGGCUCGGUUCUUGGCCCUCAACUGUUCCUAGUAUACGUCAAUGACUGCGCCAACAAACUGAAUUGCUAUGUCGCAAUGUUUGCCGAUGACAUAAAGAUCUGGAGUACCAUACGAAGCGAAGUUGACGAGGCGCGACUGCAGACAAAUCUGGACCACCUCGAGCAAUGGUCGAAAGACUGGCUUCUACCGUUCAACGUAAACAAGUGUACUUUCCUACGCGUCGGCCGAACCAGUUCUCCUAACCACACGGUCUACCGUCUGACUGGCAAACCAUUGCAAGAAGUCGAUGCCCAGAAGGACUUGGGUGUAUGGAUCACAACCUCGCUUUAG
This is a messenger RNA of Spirometra erinaceieuropaei, 1887 nucleotides long. Lineage: Eukaryota; Metazoa; Platyhelminthes; Cestoda; Diphyllobothriidea; Diphyllobothriidae. The record is from the annotation of a GenBank genome assembly.